This is a messenger RNA of Emiliania huxleyi CCMP1516, 405 nucleotides long. RefSeq lists its product as hypothetical. Lineage: Eukaryota; Haptophyta; Isochrysidales; Noelaerhabdaceae. Gene Ontology annotation, biological process: ubiquinone biosynthetic process; cellular respiration. Gene Ontology annotation, molecular function: ubiquinone binding. The record is from RefSeq and is a predicted model, not a curated record. The transcript has 3 exons. Bases 1 to 405 code for a protein of 134 amino acids.
AUGCGUUCGAAUGUUCCAACCGUCUACAGCGCCGUGUCCGAUGUUGAUCGUUACACCGAGUUUCUCCCGUGGUGCACCACCUCACGCAUUGUGGAGAGGCGCGCCGUUGGCUCAAGCGCCGAGGACGAGCAGCUCACGACCGAGAUCUGCAUGGGGUACAAGCAUCUCUCCGCCACCUUCGGCUCGACCAUGCACCUGCAGCGCAACCGUCGUAUCCAGUCCACCUCGACGCCCAACGACUAUAUCGAAUUUUGCAGCUUUACUUGGGAGUUUGCGCCGAUCGGGCCGAGCGCGGCGAGGAUUGACCUCAAGCUUGAGUUCGAGCUUCUGGCAGCGGAGCACGCCAUCCUCUGGGACAGGCUGCAGGAUCGCAUCCUCGCCGAGUACCUGAACUGCUUCCAGUGA